UAAGUAACAUAGCUUAGUGUUGUGAUAAGAUAUUUGCAGUUCAGUCGCCAAAAAGUUGUUGUUCGCAAUAAUCUUAAUUUUAACCCUUCAAAUAUCAUCACAUCCACAACAGCUCAGAGCACAUCACCAACAUGUUGUCAUUCAAUAAAUCCCUCAAUCUUACUCUAAAAUCAACACAAUUUCGUAAAGGUUGCUUAUCAAUCAUUAGCAACAACUAUUGUGCACAAAUUGAUAAAAAUGACGAAGUUAGACUAAGCUACCUUACAGAUGAACGACAAGGAAUUGCUGUCAUUGAGCUCAAUCGUCAGAAAGAGAAGAAUUCUUUCAGUCGUCAUAUGGCUGCAAAAUUACACGAAUUUACUGAUAUUUUAAGCACUGACAAGAAUGUUAGAGCAGUUAUCAUAAGAAGUUUGGUAAAGGGAGUUUUCUGUGCUGGAGCUGAUUUGAAGGAAAGAAAGACAAUGACACCUGUUGAUGUUCAUAGAUUCGUCAAUUCUUUAAGGUCGAUGGCAUCAAAGUUUGAAAACCUUCCAAUGCCUACGAUUGCUGCUGUGGAUGGAGCUGCAUUAGGUGGAGGACUUGAAUUGGCACUUUCCUGCGACUUAAGAGUUGCUUCAAGCUCUGCAAAAAUGGGUCUUGUCGAAACAAGAUUAGCAAUCAUCCCUGGAGCAGGAGGAACUCAAAGACUUCCUCGAUUAAUUAAUGUAUCACUUGCAAAGGAACUAAUUUACACAGCAAGAGUGUUCAAUGGAGAUGAUGCAUUGAAAAUGGGAAUUGUUAACCAUUCAGUUCCUCAAAAUGACGAUGGUGACGCAGCUUUUAACAGAGCAAUGAAGUUGGCAGAAGAAAUUUUACCAAAUGGUCCUGUUGGAGUUAGAAUGGCAAAGCGAGCAAUAAGCAAAGGCAUCCAGGUUGAUUUAAAUUCUGGUUGCUGCAUCGAGGAGGACUGUUAUAGUCAAAUCAUCAACACAAAAGAUCGUCUUGAAGGUCUCUCCGCAUUUGCUGAGAAGAGAAAGCCAAACUAUACAGGAGAAUAACUGCUGCAUGAAGGAAUGGAAAAUGGAUUAUUUGUGGUAUCAGGCAUACACGUGCAUUUACUUUGAUAUUGUAAAGUACAAUCAAGUCAAUAAUAAAUCAAAUAUUUUGUUAGGAGAUUA
This is a messenger RNA of Chironomus riparius, 1157 nucleotides long. The record is from the annotation of a GenBank genome assembly. Lineage: Eukaryota; Metazoa; Arthropoda; Insecta; Diptera; Chironomidae.